Molecule: messenger RNA, 2015 nt
Organism: Saccostrea cuccullata (small rock oyster)
Lineage: Eukaryota; Metazoa; Mollusca; Bivalvia; Ostreida; Ostreidae
Product: zinc finger protein 728-like
Exons: 1
Coding region: 160-1554 (464 amino acids)
Biological process (GO): regulation of gene expression
Cellular component (GO): nucleus
Source: RefSeq, a predicted model, not a curated record
UGUUUGUCAUAUUUACAGAAAGAAGAGGCAGAUUUUACAUCCAGUUCAGAAGGUCAUCCUGUGAUUUUAAACUACAGUGUAAAUGAAAAAGAAUUUGGGAAUUUCGAACAAUCAAUAAAUGCGUGUGAAAGUAAGAGGCCCAGUGAAUGUAACGUAUGUAUGAAAACAUUUAAUCAUCGACAUGAGGUACGAAGACACCUGAGUAUACAUACGGAUGAUAAACCUCAUAAAUGUGACGUGUGUGGAAAGGCAUUCAAAUACCCAAGUGACAUACAGAAACACAUAAGAACACAUACAGGUGAUAAACCUUAUAGAUGUGAUGUGUGUGGAAAGGCUUUCAACCAGCCACAGACCUUAAAGAGACACCUUAGGACACAUACAAAUAAACCUUAUAAAUGUGAUGUGUGUGGAAAGACAUUUGAAUGGCAAUGUGACUUACAGAUACACUUAAGGACACAUACAGAAGAUAAACCUUAUAAAUGUGAUGUGUGUGGAAAGGCAUUCAAAUACCCAAGUGACAUACAGAAACACAUAAGAACACAUACAGGUGAUAAACCUUAUAGAUGUGAUGUGUGUGGAAAGGCUUUCAACCAGCCACAGACCUUAAAGAGACACCUUAGGACACAUACAAAUAAACCUUAUAAAUGUGAUGUGUGUGGAAAGACAUUUGAAUGGCAAUGUGAAUUACAAAUACACUUAAGGACACAUACAGAAGAUAAACCUUAUAAAUGUGAUGUGUGUGAAAAGGCAUUCAAAAGGAAAAGUGGCUUAAAGAGACACAUGAUGAUACAUACUGGUGAUAAACCUUAUAGAUGUGGUGUUUGUGGGAAAGCAUUCAACAGACUGCAUAUCUUACAUACACACAUGUGGAGACAUACAGGUGAUAAACCUUAUAAAUGUGAUGUGUGUGGGAAGGCAUUCAAUUUCUCAGAAAGCUUACAGAGGCACAUGAGGAAACAUACAGGUGAAAAACCUUAUAAUUGUGAUGUAUGUGGGAAGGCAUUCAACAGAUUAUAUAUCUUACAGACACACACAAGGACACAUACAGGUGAUAAACCUUAUAAAUGUGAUGUGUGUGGGAAGGCAUUCUCUCAGUCAAGUACCUUAAAUAGGCACACGACAACACAUACAGGUGAUAAACCAUAUAUAUGUAAUGUAUGUGGGAAGGCAUUUAACCUCUCACAAAUCUUACAGAGGCACAUGAGGAUACAUACUGGUGAAAAACCUUUUAAAUGUGAUGUGUGUGGGAAGGCAUUCCCUCACUCUUAUACCGUACAGAUACAUAUGAGGACACAUUCCGGUCAUAAGCCUUAUAAAUGUGAUUUGUGUGGGAGAGCAUUCAGCCAGACGACACACGUACAGAGUCAUAUGAAGACACAUAUAGGUGAUAAACAUUAUAGAUGUGAUGUGUGUGAGAAGACAUUCUGUCAGUCACAAUAUUUUAAGAGACACAUGAGCACACAUAAAGGUCAAAAACCUUAUAAAUGUUAUGUAUGUCGGAAGGCUUUUCGUUACAUAAAGAACUUCAAGAGGCAUAUGAGGACACAUAGAUGAUAAAUCUGAUGUAUGUGAUGUAUGUGGAAAGGAAUUCAAUUGUUCAAAAAACUUCAAAAGACAUUGUAGGAUACAUAGUGGUGACAAACCUUACAUAUGUGGUUUGUGUAAGAAAACAUUCUGUGAAAAACCUGAUUUAAACAAACACAUGAGGACACAUUCAGAUGAGAACUAUUUGAUGUUAUGUGAAAAGGCAUUCAAGCAAUAAGAUAACUUACAUUCAUAUGUCUAGGAAUAUUGAAUUCUCUCCCCUGAUUCUAAAAGAAUAAGAAAUGUCAAAGAAUUCAUUACUGAUUGCCAAAAUAGGUACAAGGGUUCUAAAUACAAAAUAAAGAUAUCGUCUUUUGAGAUGAAGUUCGUAUUGUAAUACUGUCAUUUUGUACUCCGUCUAAUACAACACAUGGUGUGUAAAAUUUGUUAUAUCCCAUUAUCAAUUUUGUGUAAUAAAACUUUCAUCAGUU